CUUCACUGUGAUACUUCGAUGGCGCGUACGAGAGUCGCAGCGACGCCGCCGUCGACGGCCGGCGAGAAGUCAGAAACACGGCGCCGUUUAAGCAUGGAGAGGUCGGCGCUGUUCGCCAGGAGAGAGGCGGCGAAGGUUUUGAAGCAAAUUCUCCAAGGCGACUCCCGGCGGCGGUCCGUCGGCUCUAUCAAGUCGCUCGUUUACAGUCCGUCGGUGAGGAACAAGAAGGGGACCUUUGCUCUGGUCUGCGAAACCCUAAAGCAUCUCAAGAUAAUCAAACAGGUGUUGAAUGCUGCAGACGUUCUGAAUAGCAAGUGGAGGAAGCAAGAUGAGUUGGUUUACAUUGUCACCUAUGAUAUUCUUUUCGGCAAGGUGACUUCGUCGACUGGUGAUGCAGAGAGGUUUCUCUUGCUUCGGAAAGGGGCUCUGCAGGCAGCUCUAGAUCGCCUUUUAGUGAAGAAAAAAGUGAAGAGCGUUGAAGAGUUGAUAGCUCUCGAUCAGACUCCUGAGAUUUCAAAACCUCGGUAUGUUCGUGUUAAUACUCUGAAAAUCGAUGUCAAUACAGCCUUGUUUGAAUUACAGAAACAAUACAAGGUUCAAAAGGAUGAUCUGCUUCCUGACUUGCUGAUUCUUCCACCCAGCAGUGACUUGCAUGACCAUCCUCUAGUUGUCAACGGAAGUGUCUUCAUGCAAGGAAAGGCAAGCUCUAUGGUUGCAACAGCCCUUGCUCCAAAACCAGGGUGGGAGGUUCUUGAUGCAUGCUCAGCUCCAGGAAAUAAAACAGUCCACCUAGCAGCUCUUAUGGGAGAUGAAGGAAAAGUCAUAGCAUGUGAGCUGAAUGAAGAGAGGGUUAAACGACUAAAAGAGACGAUCAGACUCUCGGGUGCCUCUAAUAUUAAGGUUCUGCACGGAGAUUUCUUACACUUGAACCCUGAGGAUCCUGCAUAUUCCAAGGUUCAGGCCAUUCUAUUGGAUCCUUCCUGCUCUGGAUCCGGGACAGCUUCUGCAAGAUUAGAUCACUUGCUCCCUUCUUCUGCUCCUGGUCACACUGCCGACUUCACAGAGACAGAAAGACUGAACAAGCUUGCAGCGUUUCAGGAAAAAGCUCUGGCUCAUGCGUUGUCUUUUCCAGAAGUGGAAAGAAUUGUUUACAGCACAUGCUCUGUCAACCAAAUUGAAAAUGAGGAUGUCGUCAAUUCUGUUCUACCUCUUGCUGAAUCUUAUGGUUUUGAACUUGAAACUCUGUUUCCCAAAUGGCAACGCCGUGGUCUUCCGGUUUUCAAGGGUGCCGAACGCCUGCUUCGAACUGAUCCUGUUGAGGACAAAGAAGGCUUCUUCAUUGCUUUGUUUGUCAGAAAACGCUCUGAUCAAUCAGAGGAACCUAAUUUGACAAAUGAAGAUAACACUCGCAAACAUCGACAUGCAAGUAAGAGAAUUGUUGUACCACCCACUACCAAUUUGUUUAAAAUCUGGGCACAUGCUAUGGUGAAUAGGCCAAACUGUAGUUGUUGCGGAUGA
Messenger RNA from Fragaria vesca subsp. vesca, 1518 nucleotides. Its product is annotated as putative methyltransferase NSUN5-like. The transcript has 11 exons. The record is from RefSeq and is a predicted model, not a curated record. Gene Ontology annotation, biological process: rRNA base methylation. Gene Ontology annotation, cellular component: nucleolus. NCBI's taxonomy places the organism in Eukaryota, Viridiplantae, Streptophyta, Magnoliopsida, Rosales, Rosaceae. Gene Ontology annotation, molecular function: methyltransferase activity. The coding region runs from base 19 to 1518 and encodes 499 amino acids.